Molecule: messenger RNA, 2257 nt
Organism: Centruroides sculpturatus (bark scorpion)
Lineage: Eukaryota; Metazoa; Arthropoda; Arachnida; Scorpiones; Buthidae
Product: cholinesterase-like
Exons: 3
Coding region: 319-1932 (537 amino acids)
Biological process (GO): acetylcholine catabolic process; choline metabolic process
Cellular component (GO): plasma membrane
Molecular function (GO): acetylcholinesterase activity
Source: RefSeq, a predicted model, not a curated record
UAAAAACGAUAUAAAACUUCAGCCUUUCAUUGGAGGAUCUGACGUUUUGCGUUAAAAACAAAGAUACAUUUUCUCAUCCAAAAUUAUUGUAUAUUUUUGUAAAUGGUCUUAACUUCAAUAUAGAAGAUAUCCUGAGUCAUUAUGAAAAUUUUUUUUAAUCUUUGAUUGGCCUCUUACCCAAUAAUAACAAUUGAAUUAUCACUCGUGACACGAAAGUGUGACAUCAUUGUAUUUUUUUCAACACUGCAGCCACUCAGCAAGUUUAAAGUGCCAAGACCGAGAACAAAGUUAUUUUGAACUAAAAAUUAAAAAUUACAGAUGAAGCUUUCAGCUUUCUUUAGAAGUUCUUUGGUAAUUUCGAUUCUAUUUCAAUGCAUGCUACUAUGUGAAAACACGUCCAUCAAAGACAAAAUUACAGGAGUUACGAUUAAGGUUUUGGAUAAACAGGUUAAAGCAUAUUUAGGAAUUCCGUAUGCAACACCUCCAGUUGGAAACUUGCGAUUCAGUGAACCUCAACCUGUUAAAGAUUGGGAUUUUGUUUACAAUGCAACACAGAAACCUCCUUCCUGCAUGCAAGAACCAAUGUUUUUUGACCCCGAGUGGCCAAAUCGUCAUCCUAAAGAAGUAAGCGAAGAUUGUCUCUAUAUUAAUAUUUGGGUCCCUGCUUCCACCACUUGUGGCGAUAAACUCGCUACUAUGGUCUGGAUCUACGGAGGAAGUUUCAGUGUUGGAUCUACAAGUAUGGAUAUAUAUGACGGAUCGUUUAUUGCAUCAAUGGGAGAAGUCAUCGUUGUUUCCUUCAAUUAUCGUCUAGGAGCAUUCGGUUAUGCAAAUUUUGGACAAGACGGUGCAGCUGGGAAUAUGGGAAUGUUGGAUCAAGUGAUGGCUUUAAAAUGGGUUCACGAAAAUAUAGAAGCUUUUGGAGGUGACAGGGAAUUAAUCACGGUUUUUGGUGAAAGUGCAGGAUCUAUCUCAGCUGCUCAUCAUCUGGUUUCCCCUAUGACGAAAGGCUUAUUUAAACGAGCUAUUCUACAAAGUGGUAGUAACUAUCAUAACUUAGUUAUCGUAGAACCUGAAGAUAAUAUUGAGACAACCUCAAAAUUGUCUAAAGAAUUAGGAUGUAAUGAAGAAGAUAUGUUAGAAUGCAUGAGGAAUGUGAAUUCUGUUGACAUAGUAGCUGCUGAAAAAAAACUAAAGAAGGAGAAGAAAACCUUGGCAAUCUUCCUUCCACAAAGUGGAUCGCCAUUACUUCCCGAACAUCCAUUUCAAAAUGUUGAUUCCGGUAAAUUUCACGAUGUAGAUGUUUUAAUUGGAGAAACAAGGGAUGAAGGUUCUCUAUUUUUACUUUUUAAUAAAUUAGAAUUAAUAAAGGAAGACGAACCAGUUUUAUCUAAAUCUGAAUCCGAGUCUAUACUGGGUGAUUCUUAUAAAGUGAAUAGCGAAUCUGUAAAUCGCAUCAUGCGGGAAUAUCUGGGAGAUAUUGCAGAUGAAGCUUCUUUUACGAUUACAAAGCAGACAAUUAAAGCAAUAGGACACGGAAUAUUUACUUGUCCGAUUUUUCAUUUAGCAGAGAAACUUUCUGAAAACAAUAGAAAAGUGUUUCAUUACACAUUUAAUCACACUCGGAUCAAAUCCCCAAUAAAGAAAUGGAUGGGGGUGCCUCACUUUCACGACGUAUCUUUUGUUUUUGGAAAACCAUUCAGCAGAGUAAAAGAUUAUACAACAGCAGAAAUGGAAUUCAGCAAAAGAACAAUUGAAUUAUGGACAUCGUUUGCAAAAACAGGGAAGCCUUCGUGUGAAGGAAUGGAAGAAUGGUUAGAAUUUGAUGAGAAAGAACGAAGAUCUCUGUCUCUUACUUUAGGAAAUAUCCAUCUUACAAAGGCAGAAGAGGAAAAAUGCAGAUUUUGGAAAGACUUUUACGGUUAUAAUUGAAUAAACGUAGGAUGAAAUUGUGAAUACUGUUUAAAUCACAAUAUUUGUGUCUUCACACAUCUCUGUACAGUACAUUCCCCAAUUUCAGCUAAAAUAUUGUGAAAGAUAUAAAAACAAGAAAAAGAAAAACUUAAAAGCAAUGAAAAAUAAAUUACUGUCAUAUAAAUUCUUUAAUGUUAUUAGAUCUUAUCUUUUCACUGUCAUUUAAAAUAACUUCAGAUUUAAUAAUAUUAAUUUUUUUUAAUUUAGUGGGGUUUCCUCCGAUAAUUUGUUCAAACUACAAAAACACUGUAAAGACUAUCUAAGUAUAAUUUUAUUUCAAAUU